This is a messenger RNA of Botrytis deweyae, 2040 nucleotides long. RefSeq lists its product as uncharacterized. Gene Ontology annotation, molecular function: protein binding. Bases 1 to 2040 code for a protein of 679 amino acids. The transcript is spliced from 2 exons. NCBI's taxonomy places the organism in Eukaryota, Fungi, Ascomycota, Leotiomycetes, Helotiales, Sclerotiniaceae. The record is from RefSeq and is a predicted model, not a curated record.
AUGAUCAUGGCUUCUGUAACAAAUCUCGACAACGAUGUUAAUAGCAAGCGGGGUGAUCGAGUUACACCAGCUGCUGUGAACGAAGUAAGGAAUUUCAUCGAAGAAUCUCUGGGGGAGAGUUUGCCUGAUGUUGGAGAUGAUGCACGAUUUGGCACAUAUAAUAUAUUGGCUGCACUGAAAGAUGGUGUAGCACUUUGCAAACUUGCAGCGAUGAUUGAUCCUAUGAAAGUCCGUGGAUUUAAACCUAAAGCAACGAUGCCUUUCAUACAACGAGAGAAUAUCGCUUUGUUUCUCGGCGCAUGCGAAAAGCCACCGCUAAGUCUACCUGCGCACGAUAGGUUUCUUACAGUCGAUCUCUACGAUGGUAAGGACCCCGCGCAAGUACUUCAAGGUAUCGCUGCAUUUAGCAGAGCGGCAAAUCGAGUUGAUCCUUCUAAAUUUCCUAAUCCUAUCGGCGCCAAAUCUCGCGGCGGUGUUGUGAGCCCGCAGGUUACUGGACAAUAUCUUGGAACUGGAUUCAAUAACAGAGGAAGGGAAGCUUCAACCGCUAGCACUGCAUCAUCAAGUCACAAGCCUGCAACUUUGACAGCUUCAAGAACUGGUGGUUCGGAUAGUGGUAGGAGAAGUCCUAGCAGAUUUGGUGCGCCUACAUCACCUAAUUCUGUCAGUAGUUGGAGUAAGAAAUCCGACGAGAGUGCUACAUCUCCAGCCUGGAAUAUUGCGCAAUAUGGAUACAUGGGAGGUGCGAGUCAAGGUAAUAUGGGGGUAUCAUUUGGUGGCAGGAGACAAAUCACAAACGCUGGUCCGACCGUUCCAAGUCUCGCCGAAAAAGAGAAGAAGCGAAAGGAAAAAGAGGCAGAAGAUAAACGAUUGAAACUUGAAGCCGAAGAAGAGGAACGGCGAAGAGUUGUGGCCGAGGAGGAAAGGGCUCGUGUGGAAGAGGAAAGAAGAUUUGCCGAAGAAACCGAAAAGUUGCGACAAAAAACAUUGAACGAGAAACGAGAAUGGGAGGAACAAGAGCGCAGAUGGAAAGCAGAGGAAGAUCGCAGAAAGCAGGAUGAGUCUGAGGCAGAGAGUAGAGCCGCGGAUGAGCGAAAGAGAUUAAGGGGUACUAGCGACACUCGAUUACAGGGACAAUUCCUCAGUCAAUAUCAAGCUGAGAAUGGUUUGAGCAAGAAGGGCCAGAGAAGUGAUUCUAGCGAGGCCGACAGGAUUAGACAAUUGGAACACGAACUAGCGGAAGCUCGGGACCGAGAGCGUCGAUAUCAAGCAGAAAGGGUUUCGAAACAUAAGACUGGCGAUCGAGACGCCAUCCAAGAUCAUGAUUUAACAUUACGACUAAAGGAGGAGUCAUCAAAAGCUCGUCCGAGAUCUCGUAGUCGCCCUCGCUUGCCAUCACGAAAGGGUACUGAUGAAACAUGGAGUCAAGAUGAACGAGACUACCUUCGCAAACAAUGGAGCUCGCAUAAUACAAGUGAAGAUGUAGCGCCGCCAGUCAAACCUCCUCGUCCAUUGCCUGAACCAACGGCAAAUCCCAUCAAACCUCAACGGACCGGUGAAGCAAGACCUUUACCUGAUCCAGUAAAUUACACAUCUCCAACCUCUAAAGCUCCAAACCGCACCGACCGUUUUCUUUCCUCAAACCCUCCACCAACCCCACCAAGACCAACCACAACUUAUUCGAAUGAAAUAGGAACAUUUUCCAGCAAUGCCGAACGCGAUGCAGAAGAUCGUCGCCGUGUCGAAUCACAAACUAAAACCAAAGCUGGUGGAUGGGCUUCUAAAUCUCUUUUGGAAAAGGAAAUGGAGAUGGAAAGACAACGACAACAGGAAUGGGAAGAGAGUCAGAAAGAACUCAAGAAUAAAGUCCCAGGCGGCGAGGGAGUUGAUGGUAUUGGAGGAGGUAUUGGAGGGAAGUGGGAUGUUAAUCAAUGGACGGGGUAUACCGGUGGCGAUGGGCAGAACAGGGGAGCUCAAGGUAUUGGAGCUGGUAGACGACAAAUUGUGGGGCCGAAACCACCACUACAUGGAGGGCAAUAG